Molecule: messenger RNA, 2379 nt
Organism: Galendromus occidentalis (western predatory mite)
Lineage: Eukaryota; Metazoa; Arthropoda; Arachnida; Mesostigmata; Phytoseiidae
Exons: 8
Coding region: 1-2379 (792 amino acids)
Source: RefSeq, a predicted model, not a curated record
AUGAACUUCCUAGCGCUUCUUAUGUUUCUCUGUCCGGCGCUGAUGGCAGCUGCCGGGUCGAUCCAAGAGCUGGGUCACUCUAAGGUUGAUCUUCGGAUAUCGGAAGAUUACAACACAAGCCUGGAGGAUAUGAGAGGCUUACGGGACGUUUCCGAAGAUUCUUCCCGAACUGUGUGCUUUGGCGAGCUCGGCUGCUUCAACGAUAGUAUCGGAAUGAAGAUCCCCGAAGACCCUACGGCCAUUCCGCCUUUCUAUGUCCUUGUUUCGAGCGAGAAAGAGGAAGUCCGCCUGAGAUGGAAUGACGAAGAUAGAGAGUUACGACUCAAGACCGCAGGUUAUUUCGGAGAAGAGAGACACCUCAUUUUCGUGGCCCAUGGUUUUGGGGAGUCUAGUCGGAGACCGUGGAUGUGGGAUCUCAAAGAUGCGGCAUUAAAAGCUUAUCCUGGCGCCAAUAUCGUGAUCAUCGACUGGCGGGAAGGCGCCGAUGCUCCGGACUACGACCAAGCGUCGGCAAACGUUGCGGUGAUCGCCACUAUGACAGCGGCUCUCACACAGAGCCUCAUGCUGAUCCAUCCGAAAAUCAAGGCUGAGAAUAUUUAUUUCAUCGGUUUCUCCCUUGGAGCCCAAAUGGCUGGUUUUUACGCUCGAGCAUUCACCAAGAGGACUGGACGCAAAAUCGGACGAAUCACGUCUCUGGACGCAGCGGGACCGAACUUCGAGGCGAUCGGAGUUUCUCCGCGGAGGGGAGAGGCCGAUUUUGUCGAAGCGAUCCACACUUCACUAGAGUUCACUGCUUUGCUUGGUAGAGUCGGGUACUACGCUGCCUACGGAGACAUCGAUUUCUACCCGAACGGCGGCACUCGUCAGGCUGGUUGUCUCGGAAUCACGUGUUCUCACGAAAGGGCCUACCACUACCUUAUUGAGGCUUUGAAUGACGUGGAAGGAUGCCAAUUCAAAGGCUUGAGAUGCAAGAGCGCGGUCGAAGCUGAGGAUGGAAACUGCAACGGCCACGCAAUCGAUACGUAUAUAGUUAAUCUACUCGAACUCGAGUCGGAGUUUUUGGACAGACUCGGAGAAGACCUCCUCAUACUGCGGUUGGAAAAAUGCGAUUGGUCAUUACGCGCUUUUUAUACGAUUCUUCGGUACUGCAAACAUCUGCGAGUCCUGGAUUUCUCCGCCCUAGGCAGGAGAGGAGCCCGCGAGACGCUCAGACCCGUGGAGAACGUCCCCAUUGACCACAUCCGCCUCUCGUCGCCUCUCGUACGAAGUCUGAGUCUCCGGGAAGUGAUUCUAGCAGACGGAGAACUCAAUCAUCUCCUGGAUUCGCUGCCGAACCUGGAACAAAUAGCUGUGCACGCCCCGAUGCAUGUGAAUGUCAGUUCCAGGGGUACGCUGAUCUGCCUGCUGAGGGCAGAGCAAACUUUCAAGAAACUAGACUUUGCCUUCGAUUCUCUCGACCCAGACGUCGUCAGGCUCAUCGAGAAAUACGCAGACUCUCUCGUGGAUUUGAGAUUAGAUUCCUGCAAAGGUCUCUUGCCGGAGGCCUACCGCUCAAUGAGUGAUUGCAGAAAUCUGCGAGUUCUGGUUCUCCGAGAACCUGAUGCCUUACAGGAUCGACAUCUGCUGAAAAUUCUCGGGAGAGCCCCCGAGCUGGAAUUUUUUUACGUCACCGAUGCGAUACAGCUGACGAAUGCGGCUGUCGAGCACAUCGAUGCAGUGGGCAAAUUCCGGUGUAUUCCCCAGUCACGGAUAGAAACAGCACCUGACAUACUCCAAAUCCAUGGGACGUUCCCCCCUCCACAGGACAUGAUGCUGACAGUAGGUAAUGCGCAUUUCUCACACAGCAUACCUUCAAUGCGCGGAAAUUUUCGAACCAUCAUCGUUUACGGUCCCAACAGCACCCGAGAAUGCAUCGCCUGGAUUGCUAAGAACUUUGGGAAGGUGGAAGAAUUCAAGAUUGAGUGUUACCCUCCGUUGAGCGAUGAUACCGCGCAUAGACUGAGUUCUCUCAAAAGUCUCCGGAAACUAAGUCUCAUCGGGGCCAGAUGGUUCUCAGACGAAGCCUUCGCCAGAGGCAUCGGAUCGUCUGCCAUGGAGACGCUCGAAAUAACCGACUGCCCCCUGACGGAUAAAGGACUUGCGAGUUUAGCGGCUCAUCACGGCCGCUUGAGGAGAUUCCAUCUGACUAAUUGCAAUCGGGUAACGGAUACAGGUAUCAGCUCUCUCCUUCGCGGUGAGCCAUUCCUCGAGGCACUCGAGCUCACCAAUUGUGACUUACUGACAGAGAAUUGUCUCUCGGAGAUGAGGAAGUCGUGUCCGCAUCUUGUGGAGCUGACAGUCAACUGCCCGAAAAUAACUCAAUCGUUCCGGGCACCUUGA